GGAUGGUCAAUUAAUACUGCACAAAAGUGGUUGUUUUCCAUGUUAUUGAAUCAAAAAAAUGUUUUUAAUUUGAUGUGGAUGUUUUAGGAAUUUGCCCAUAUUAUGGCACCUUUUGAUGUACACUACAGUUCAAUAUUUUGGGGUCACUUAGAAAUGUCUUUGUUUUUGAAAGAAAAUCAAAAAUUGUGUCCAUUAAAAUAACAUCAAAUUGAUCAGAAAUACAGUGUAGACAUUGUUAAUGUUGUAAAUGAUUAUUGUAGCUGGAAACGGUUGAUUUUUAAUGGAAUAUCUACAUACAGUGGUUUCUCCUUUAAAAGUUACGUCAUACAGCUGCAUUUUAACCUAACUCCUAAACCUUACCUUAACCCUAACAUUAACCCUUAGCCUAGCCAAUGUUAGUCACCUAGCUACCUUGCGAACGUUAGCAAAAACAAAUUGGAAUUUGUAACAUAUAAUACGUUCAGCAAAUUGUUAACAUAAUAGUAUUUUUUUAAACUGCAUUGUUGGUUAGGGGCUCGUAUUAGCAUUUCACUGUUGUAUUAAUUGCAAUUCGUAACAUAUUGUAUGAAUUGCAAUUCGUAACAUAUCAAAGGAAUUGUAAUCCAUAACAUAUCAUAUACAAAAUGGAUAAAGAACAGCCAAAACUUAAUACCGUAACAUAUCAUACUAAUCGGAAUGUCUGGAUUUACAUUUACUAUGUUACCUCUACCCCUGAGUCCAGGUUGGCAACGGUCCUGCUGAGUUCAAAACUGAAGUUUCCCAGCUGUCUAAAAGGGUGGUUCUUGAAACAUAGCUUUAGUUUCCUGUGUUGUUCCACAGUUGAAAAGUUCUAACUCUGAGACUUGAUCAUGUAUGUGCUGAAUUGCUUCCCCAUCCACCUGCUGCUCCUCUUCUCCUCUCUGUCUGAAUUGAUUCCUCAGAUGAAGAUUUUGCACACGAUGAUGCAUGGUGUCGGUUUAGCUCCAGAGAUUUACAUGACAUGGAGUAUAUUUUAGAGCAUCAUUUUAACAAGAUCAUGGUGGCUCAGUACAACAGCACCACAGAGAGGUGGACAGGAUACACAGCAUGGGGAGUGAUAUCUGCAGAAAAGUGGAAUGAGGACCCAGAUGAGAUCCCCAGGAGGAGAUCAGAUAUGGAUGUGUUAUGCAAGCCAUAUGCUAAUCGGAUCUACAACACAACAGAGAUGUUUAUGGUUGAGCCCAAUGUCACACUGAGGCUAGAGGGGCCAUCCAGUGACUCCAGCCUUGUGUGUAGUGUCCACUUCUUCUACCCUAAACACAUCAGAGUGACGUGGCUGAGGAACGGGGAGGAAGUGACCUCAGAUGUGACCUCCACUGACGUACUGGCCAAUGGACUCUGGAGCUACCAGAUACAGUCCUAUUUGAAGUACACACCCACAACUGGAGAGAGGAUCACCUGUAUGGUGGAGCACAUCAGCCAGACUGAGCCCAAACUUUAUUACUGGGACCCCUCCUUGCCUAAGUCUGAGAAGAAUAAGAUAGUGAUCGGUGUCUGUGGGCUGCUGCUGGGGGUGGUCUUUGUAGUAGCUGGACUGAUCUACUGGAAGAAAUCUACUGGACGGCUGUUGGGUCUUAUUGGUGAACUUGAUUAUGGGACUUGUGAUGAUGGUUUAUUCUCAUGCCUCUUAAUUCAGUAUCUCUGUUUUACUUUCAACAGGACGGCUGUUGGGUCUUAUUGGUGAACUUGAUUAUGGGACUUGUGAUUGAGGCCGUGUGGACGAAGGCUUGCUUAUCAAAUCCCUGUCAUUAACUGAUGGUAGCUGAUAUAGUUUGCUUUUUAGCUGCUGUUGCCUCUAGCAGCUGCCCCCCCCCCCCCACCCCUAUUCAAAAUGCCA
Molecule: messenger RNA, 1855 nt
Organism: Oncorhynchus mykiss (rainbow trout)
Lineage: Eukaryota; Metazoa; Chordata; Actinopteri; Salmoniformes; Salmonidae
Source: RefSeq, a predicted model, not a curated record